This is a messenger RNA of Anopheles nili, 3012 nucleotides long. Its product is annotated as nuclear factor related to kappa-B-binding protein. Lineage: Eukaryota; Metazoa; Arthropoda; Insecta; Diptera; Culicidae. Gene Ontology annotation, molecular function: protease binding. The coding region runs from base 1 to 3012 and encodes 1003 amino acids. The transcript is spliced from 4 exons. The record is from RefSeq and is a predicted model, not a curated record. Gene Ontology annotation, cellular component: Ino80 complex.
AUGGAGAGAAAUGGUAACAUAAAGUCGCCUCCAAAUGAAAAUAUGUCAUUUGCAUACAAUAACACGGAUAAUUCAUACGAAUCUAGCUCGGGAAGCGAUUCUGAAGAAAGCAAUGCUAGUCUAUUAGAAAAAAGCUCUCUUAUGACAAACAAAUUUAUGCUACCCAAAGAUUUGUGUGACGUUAGUGCUAUUUUCGAUGAAUUCUUUUCUCAUUCGCUCUGGGAUCUAUUACCUUCUGCCACACGACAGCACCUUGUGAAGUUUUUGCCGGUAUUUGAAGAAAACCAAUCUUCUGCAACUCAAGUGGUGCACGAUUUGUUAUCACACAAAUUACAUCGUUUUGGAGUUGAUCCCCUGCUUAACUUUCGUCAAUCCCUUGCAAAAGGAAACUUUCGCGCCGAUAUUGUAAAAUUGCAGCACAAUCUGGCGAAUUCUUUGAUAAAAGAGAGAAGAAUGGUAGAAUUACAGCGUAUGGCACGUUUAGCACAGUACAUGGUAUUAUCGCGAGAAGUUGCUAUGCUAUCGGAACUACAUUCAAAUAGCAUACAUUCCUUGACAACUUCCUUGAAAACAACGGCAGAUCAAUGGUUUCCACUUAAAACCCGUAAUCGAUGGGUACAGCAUGCGUACAGCACUCAGGAGAUGGUAAAAUGUCGAAAUCAUGCUAAAAAACGAUAUUUAAGUGAAAUCGUCAACAUAUCAGACACAGUUGGCAUAUCCUUAAGUGUCUCUGAUGAAGAAGAUUUUCUCGAUGCUAUGCCGACUGGCCCGAUUAGAAAACAACGUCGCAUAUACGGAGCAGUCCCACAAUUAUGCCAUGAUAUACUAUUUCAUUCACAACGCAACAGUUCAAUUAAUAUUUCACCUGGAACGGCAGGAAUAAACAACAUUGGUGGAAAAAAAAGUAACCUAAAUGCUGGUUUGAAUGGAGCAGGAGGAGGAAACGCAUUCGACGGAACAAUGCUAAAUGCGCCCAAAUUAUUUCUUGUCACUGAAGAACAUUAUAGAAAACUACUACUUCAGCAUAGAAAACGCAAAGUAGAAGAACCGGAUCACCCAGAGCUAGACUUGGAAGGCAUCAAGCUAAAGGAUGUCGUUAGCCGCACGCAAAUUGCAGCGGGAUACAGGAGAAUAUUGCCCCUGCCAAAAGUGUACAUAUCUGAAUCCAACUCGGAAAAUAUUGUGACCGGGAAAAGUAGAAUGAAGUCUAACAAAUUUGCAAAAUCGUAUCGAUCUUUAGAAGAUUUUGAAGACAUUAGAAAAAUCAACGAGUCAAAAUCGACCGCACACAAACCAGAACAAGCUAAAUUGUCUUCGGAACAACCGCGAGAAAUGAUUGUUGAUUUGAUUGAGACGCCAUUGAAAGCAAUAAUCUACCCAUCAGAGAAAAAAUCAUCUUCAAAUACGUCAUUGGUCUCGUUAUCGACAGGAACUGCUGGAUCGAUGGGGACAGAAAAAAUUUCAACCGGUCAUUUGCUUGGGAAUAAAACUCAUGCAUGUUUUCUGUCCGUUGUUCGCGAUCUGUUUUGCUCCAAUCCAGAUCAUCGGUCCACUAUGUCCGACCUUCAGCUUAAGCUGGACACGUGGAUACAGAGUCCUGCCGCGAAUCGCUGCGCUUGGUACGGGGAGUAUCAUAAUAGUGAUAGUUGGCAUUCGAGUCUUCACUCGGCAGUUCAAUUUCUUGCGGGAGAAUUUUGCCAUCUACCAGAGGAUUUCGUACCGUACAUCGAGCAUAAAGUGACACUAAACAUUUUACAAUGGAUCGGUGCUUCAAGAGACGGAGAUAGUCGUCUUGUGCCCCUUUGUGCAUAUUGGCAAAACAAAAAACAAAAUAUUGAAAAAUCCUCUGGUUUACAUAUUCCAGUCGAACGCUCGGUGUCACCACCUCCACCGCUUUUCCCUACUGACUGGUCUGUGCGGAAGGCUACUGAUGAAGAAAUAAACAGUUUUCGCGAGCAAGAGAAACGGCGUUACGAAAACCCGCACAUGUCUUUCACAUUCAAGCAACAUUCUUACGACAGUGUAGUUGGACCCGUAAAAGGAAUCUAUACGCAAGUGCCAGGCAUAUCUAAAGCUCGUGGCCACAGUAUGCUUGUAGCAGAUCGGCCUAAUUUCGUUACCAUUUUAACUUUGGUACGAGAUGCUACAGCCAGACUACCAAACGGCGAAGGUACCCGAGCAGAUAUCUGUGAGCUAUUAAAAUCCUCGCAAUAUAUAUCGCGGACAGCAACGGAUCAAGUUUUGCAAACCAUCGUCAGUGGUGCACUGGAUCGAAUGCAUACAGAACAUGAUCCAUGCGUGAAAUAUGACGCCAAGCGUAAAAUUUGGAUAUAUUUGCAUCGAAACCGUACAGAACAAGAAUUUGAACGGUUACAUAUGCAAUACCAAGGCUUUACGAAACACAGAAAACCAGUUGCAAAGAAAUCAUUAAAAUAUUGCAAAGAUAGCAUAUUAGCAUCAAUUGCACCAAAAAAUACAUUGUUUGGCGAUUGCUCAUUCAAUAACUUAAAUUUGUCCAACAAUUUAACCGAAGUGGACCGCGAUUCUUUAACAAGCUUCGAUAAUGUAUUGGACUUGCCUUCAGUAACAAUCACACCCGCUGCUGAUGAUAUACCAGACUCAGCCAUCACCAUAGCCGAGAACUCUUCCCCUAUCUCUAGCACUAGUGGAAUUGUGCUACCAACGACGUCGUUGCUCAAAAAGCAAUCAGUUGCUGCGCUCCUCAUUUCAAACCAGGCAUCAUGUACAGAUGUCGCUGCUAAAUCCUCGGCUAAUGAUUUAUCUUUGCUACAAGAUCGUUCGAAAGAAUCUAUGUAUUCGAUACAUCAUGAUAGUACAGAAGAGAUAUCAGAUCCCACACAAAAAAGCAGUGUUAAGCGUAGUGGAGGUGUAACGCUGUUUACAUCAGUAGGCAACAAUCUUAAAACGAUACAGAUUCCAAAGUCUUCUUUAUCUCUUGCCAUCAAAUCGGUAACAACUGAAUGCUGCCCUCGUGGCAGACCGUACUUCUAA